Molecule: messenger RNA, 549 nt
Organism: Gongylonema pulchrum
Lineage: Eukaryota; Metazoa; Nematoda; Chromadorea; Rhabditida; Gongylonematidae
Source: the annotation of a GenBank genome assembly
GGUCUGGGUGCGCAACGUAAAUACGAGCUAGCCAAUUCAAUAACAAUACAUGGGCUAUCACGGGAUAAUUUGACGAUCUUGGAUUAUGAACUUUUGGGAGAUGGUUUCUACAGCUGGGACAAGGAGCUGCUGUCGAAGGUGAUUUUGAGGCAUAUCCAAAUGUUGGAUGUUGAUACGGUUGUUACAUUUGAUGAACAGGGUGUUUCGUCACAUCCCAAUCAUAUUGGCUGCUUUCGAGCUUUACAAUAUCUCUAUACAAAUGGCAUGAUUCCGGCUGGAGUACAGGUAUUCAUUUUGGAAACUGUUCCAAAAUGGAGGAAGUAUGUGAUACCGCUGGAUGCGAUAAUCAGUUCCUGGCACUCCACAUUCCUAUACAUCUCAUCACCGUCCCAGUACAUCACAACAUGGCGUGCAAUGCUGGCACAUCGAACGCAACUUCGUUGGUUUCGUUACCUGUACAUGUUGUUCAGUCGUUAUAUUCUCAUAAAUACCCUCAAAAGAAUACAUGAGCAACCAAGACGUCCGGUCCUAAAGAAAAAAACGCUUUAA